Molecule: messenger RNA, 1752 nt
Organism: Phalaenopsis equestris
Lineage: Eukaryota; Viridiplantae; Streptophyta; Magnoliopsida; Asparagales; Orchidaceae
Product: common plant regulatory factor 1-like
Exons: 12
Coding region: 456-1586 (376 amino acids)
Biological process (GO): regulation of DNA-templated transcription
Cellular component (GO): nucleus
Molecular function (GO): DNA-binding transcription factor activity; sequence-specific DNA binding
Source: RefSeq, a predicted model, not a curated record
CGUGUACGUUGACAUGGCAGUUGGCUUGGAGCCCGCUGCUCCUCUCCUCCUCACCUCUUGCCAGCCUUCUUCUCCCCGCUCUCCCCUCCCUCUCCCUCCCUCUCCCUCUCCGCUGUAUGGGACAAUAAGAGCUAGCUAGGGUUAGGGUUAGGGUUAGUGCAUGAAACUUUGGAUUAUUGUUCGGUGAUCUUCUGAAACGUUUGUUUUUUACAGUAAAGGCCGUUUGUUCACAUCCCGAUUCAUUGAGAAGUCUCCUGAAGCUUUCUGUCGUCGGGCGGCCAUUCGAUUUAGCUUUGUUGCUAAUUAUUCCGGAUGUUUUGUGGUGAAUUGAUGCUGUAAAUUGAAGCUUACAGACUUUAUUUUUCCAGUAUAUCCGGAGAAUUAUAGCUGCAUCAUUUGAUACUAAGAACUGUAGUAAUCAACCAAAGUCAGCAACUCCACUUCUGCCAACUUCUAUGGGAGCUAACGAGACUAUUGCGCCUUCCAAAACUGAGAAAUCAUCUUCAGUAAUGCCGGAGCAACCUUCUGUCCGUUCUUUUCCUGAUUGGGGAUCCAUGCAGGCAUACUAUGGCCCGGGAAUUCCAAUCCCUGCUCCUUUUUUUGGUUCUCCAGUUGCUCCUGGCCACGCUCCUUAUCCGUACAUGUGGAGUCCUCAGCCCAUGUUAACACCAUUUGGGGGGCCUUACACAGCAAUCUUUCCUCAUGGAGGAGUUUACCCUCACCCCUCAGCUACCCAUAUUCCAUCUCCUGUGAACCAGGAAGUAUCUGUUAAUCCUUCGACUAAUAAAGAGAAAGGCGCAACCAAAAAGAUUAAAGGGAUCGAUGUGCUUAUAGCGUCCUCUGGUAAUCAGGAAGCUAGUGCAGGCUGCAAUGGAAAUAGAUCAGAGAGCGAUGAGAAUGAAGCUGAAGGUUCAAGUGGUGGAAGUAAUGGGAAUAGCGAAUCAGGGGGAAGUGAGAAGCAAAGGAAUAUAAGCUCUGAAGAUUUACCAAAUUCGGCUGAUGUUCUUCCAACUAUCUCAUUGGGAAUGACCGCAACUCCCGGAGCUGCGGCUCCUAUGCCCAUGGCCAAUCUUACUCCAGGAAUGGAUCCAAGGUCUUCCAGUGCCAGUAAACAGAAGCCAGGGAGUGAACUAAUUUUAUCAUCGACAGCGAUCGAUGAGAGGACAUUGAAGCGGGAGAAGAGGAAACAAUCCAACAGAGAAUCUGCUAGAAGAUCUAGGUUAAGGAAGCAGGCUGAAACGGAAGAACUCGCCAUGAAAGUUGGAAGUCUGAAUGCAGAGAAUGCUACUCUAAGAUCUGAAAUUUCUCGUCUAAAUGAAAGCUCGGACAAACUUCGAAUCGAAAACUCGGUUCUAAUGGAGAAACUGAAGAUGGCUGAAUUAAGAGAGGAAGAGGAAGAGCUUUGCACUGAUAGAGCGUACGACGACGAAGAAGCUCCAUCAAUGGUGAUCGAGAAUCUCCUGUCGAGGAUGGAUGAUUCCAGCAGGAUCGACGAGGAAGAAGAACAACCUCUUGAGAAUUCUAAUGGAAGAUUGCAUCAGCUGCUUGACUCAAAUUCUAGAAAAGAUGCUUUGACUGCAAGCUGACCUUAAUUGUUCAAUAAGAAAAAAACUGGAUCUGGGUAUGAAGACAAACAACUCUUCCUAAAUUUAUUUCUAACUUUUUAACCCAUUUGUAGGUCUCAAUUAAUCAAAGCAGCCAAAGGGACUGAUCAAAUUGGUAUGAUUUUUCUCUUUAAUUAAAUAAAAAAAA